Molecule: messenger RNA, 2209 nt
Organism: Dendrobium catenatum
Lineage: Eukaryota; Viridiplantae; Streptophyta; Magnoliopsida; Asparagales; Orchidaceae
Product: galactan beta-1,4-galactosyltransferase GALS1-like
Exons: 2
Coding region: 247-1845 (532 amino acids)
Source: RefSeq, a predicted model, not a curated record
UAUCUCCAAAAGCAGCAAAGACCACCGCUUCUGUCUCCGUCCCUCUCGCCUUCUACCGAGAGAAACUUUUCCCCCAUUCCAUUUGAUCCGUAACCCUUGCAUCUCACCAGAUUCUCUCUCUCUCUCUUCUCUUCUCCCCUUCGACAUUCCCCUUCCGAAGGACCAAACGAACUCCUCAGUAAAAUUUUCUGAGCCAGUGUAACGCGUAUUGAAAGGGAGUGUGAGGAACAGAGGAAGAAGAGGCAAAUGAGGAAGGACUGCGGCGGCGGAGCCGCCAUGACGGCGUCCACCUCACCGCUUUCCUUCCCCUGCGUUGAUGCCAAGCCCUUCGUCGCCACCCUCGUCGCCUUAUCGCUCGUCAUGGCCAUUUGGCAGCUCCAACCCUACGAAUACCUCCUUUCUUCCUCUUCCUGUACUCUGCCCCCAAAAUUCCCUUCCUCCUCUUCCCCUUACCUCAAGCAAAAAAUCGCAUCUUUCUCUGCUUCAAUAUCCUCGACUCCCCAAACCAACUCCUCCUCCUCCUCCUCUUCCCCUUCUCUUAAGCAAAAAAUGGAAUCUUUUUCUUCUACCAACACCUCAAUCCCGCGCGUCAGCCCUCGCUCCAGCCUUAACACCGACCCCAAUCUGCGCACCUUCCGUUCCUACGGCAGCGCAGCUUCCCUCUUCGUCUUGAUGGGUGCUUACCGCGGCGGCCCCACCACUUUCGCCAUUGUCGGCCUCGCCUCCAAACCCACCCAUGUCUUCGGUAAGCCUUGGUUCAAAUGCGAGUGGGUUCCCAACUCCAGCUCCUCAUCCGCCAUCCGAACCAAAGCCUACAAGAUCCUCCCAGACUGGGGCUACGGCCGCGUCUACACCGUUGUCGUCGUCAACUGCACUUUCUCUAUCGUCCCCAACGCCGACAACGCCGGCGGAAAACUCUUUGUUAACGCCUACUAUUCUCCCUCUCCCCGCCGAUACGAGAAAUUCCUUGCACUCGAAGAAUCGCCCGGCUCCUACAACAAAUCCCUUUUCAAUCCUCCCUACAAGUACGACUAUCUCUACUGCGGCUCAUCUCUGUAUGGAGACUUAAGCUCGAGCAGGAUUCGGGAAUGGUUAGCUUACCACGCGCACUUCUUCGGUCCAAAAUCGCAUUUUGUUUUCCAUGACGCCGGCGGAGUGAGCCCGGCGGUUAGGGCGGUGCUUGACCCGUGGGUGAAGCUUGGGAGGGCGACGGUGCAGGAUAUUAGAGCACAGGCUGAGUAUGAUGGGUAUUAUUAUAAUCAGUUCUUGGUUGUGAAUGAUUGUCUUCAUAGGUAUCGGCAUGCGGCGAAUUGGACUUUUUACUUUGAUGUGGAUGAGUAUAUUUAUUUGCCGGAUGGGAGGACACUGGAGAAAGUGCUUGGUGAUCUUUCAAAAUAUACGCAGUUUACCAUAGAGCAGAAUCCUAUGUCGAGUGCUCUCUGUGUGAAGGAUCCCAAUGAGGAUUAUUCCAGGGAAUGGGGAUUUGAGAAGCUGGUAUUCAGGAAUUCGAUCACGGGAGUGAGGAGAGAUCGAAAAUAUGCGAUCCAAGCGAAAAAUGCAUUUGCAACUGGAGUUCACAUGUCAGAGAAUGUCAUUGGACCAACUACACACAAAACCGAAUCCAUAAUUCGAUACUAUCACUAUCAUAACUCCAUCAAUGUCUUAGGGGAGCCAUGUCGAGAAUUCGUGCAAAUGCCGGUCAAAGGCAAUGUGACAUGGUAUGAGAAGAUCCCAUAUGCUUAUGAUGACAACAUGAAACGCUUGGCUGACAAGAUCAAGAGAUUUGAAGAGCUAACAAUCGGUCAUCUUCGUUCAAAUGAUACUCACACUGCUAAAACAACCUGAAUUUAAAGCUUUCAACAUUCUUUUGUUGUUGUUCUCAUGGAAAAACUGGAAAAUUUUCAAUCUUCUUUACAGAUUCAAGAAUGAGGCUGUUAAACAAGAAGAAUUAAAAGCCUGGGAAGCCCUGGUGACUAUUGUUGUAGAGGUAAAGCUCUGGCCAUCUUCUUUGAUCUUGUUGUACAUGAUCUUCUUCAGCAUAUUUGUUCUUUUGAGAGUCUAUGCUCCUCUUGUUCUUUACCUUCUUUGUUAUAUUAAGUUAUACUGUUCUUUUUGAUUAAUCAAAUUAGAUCUUCUUUUGUAUUGAUGAAGAUUAUCUUUUGACCCUUUGGACUCUGAUGAGUAAAUAAGGUCCUUUUCUGUGAUAAAA